AGCCGUGCAAGUACAUCUGUUCCAAAGCCAUAGUACAUCUACCCAUAAACGAAAAAUAGUUUAUAGCGCGUGCAUAUAUUGACGCGCCUUGGUAGAUUUAUUUGUUAUCUACUUGCGCCCUGCGGCGCCACUGCCCUAGCAGCCGGGCAGCCUUUGUACUUGUCAGCGUGCUGCCUACAAGGCGGGCGCAAGGAGCUGAAUUGGACCACCUUCACGAGGCGAGAAAUCAAUUAUCUAGGUCGCUAAUCUCGAUCUGAGGUGUCUUAGCAUGGCCAGGAGCUCAGUGCUCCUGGUGGCCCUCAUGGGCCUGGCCGCCCUGCAAGCGGCCGUUGCCCAGGGACCCGCCCGCGGUGUGUCAAAAUGGUGCGCCAUCAGCAAUCGCGCCACGGCAGCGUGGGCUUGUAACCUGGCUGUUGGCACGUCCACGUCUUGCGAGACAUCCGACCUGUGGGCAACCGAUUCCGGCGAGUGCGCGGUGCCGAACUUCGGUCAGCCAUUAGCAGCUGAGACUUUCAAGUACCAGGACACUUGCCGUUAUCAGGUGGCCCAGGUGCCGCUGGUCUUUAACGGCACGUCCACACUGGGUGCCUACCUGCUGAUCUUUAAGGAUUACUCAGACAACAUUUACUUCACUGUGCAGCUUGAGGGCACUUCGCGCGUCUCUGGCCAGGUCGACGGACAGUGGUUGUACACAGAGCCCGUCAUUACGGGCGCCAACAGCCCAUCUGCUGCCAUCUACUUCUGGGAUUCGCCCCCCAACACCGCCGUCCAAAUUGCUCAGCAAGCACAGCUGGUCAACCUGAUGACGGAGGACCGCAACUCCUAUAAGCGCUGGUCGUGCUUCACGUACAGCGCCCCAACGACCAACUUCUGCGCGCCCGGGUCCCAGUACAACGGAUCGACAUGCGUGGCCAGCAGCGGCAGCCCAUCCUCCAAGAACCUGGCCCUCACCCCGUCCUCCAACCUUUACAUUUCGGUCGUCGUGAACGUCGUCAAGUUCCCCGUGUUUGGUCUGGGCGCCCCGGACACCGGUUUCUACUGCGGCGAUCCACGCGGUGAUCUCAGCCUGCGCGUCGGCACACUGGUUCUUAACACAACUGGCAACGUUCUGCGCCUGGCGGAUAUUGCCAGGUUUGACCUGCCCACCAACUGCGCCAACACGCAACGCCCGCCGUCGCCGCCGCUGCCGCCAUCGCCGCCGCCGCUGCCGCCCUCACCGGCGCCGCCGUCGCCGCGGCCGCCCUCACCGCUGCCGCCGUCGCCGCCGCCGCCCUCACCAGGGCCGCCGCCGAGCCCGCCGGUUCCCUUCCCGCCAUCACCGCCGACUCAGCAGUUUUCCGUCUCCGUUUUCGUGUACCACCCCAACCGCCCCACGCCCUUCGCCGACGCUGAUGUUGCCAAGGUCAUUCGCGUGAUGCGUUUCGCACUGGGCUGCGGUUACAACGGCGACCCCGACAAGUGCCUUAGGUCCAAGCCGUACGCCACCUUCAACACGACGAACAACGCCGCCUUCCCGUUGUUCACCAUGCUCGGAGUUAAGAUGUUCUUCGACGGCUACUACGACGGGGAUAUCAUUGCCGCUGAGACGGAGCGCCCAGGCCUGGCCAGGGCUUCCGUCACUAGCCUGUACAACAACAUGAACGCGAACCUUGUUUGGGCGCAGCUGGCGGCCGCGGAUACCGGUCUGAACCUGUUCUGCGGUGCCUACAUGUCCCUUGAGGCGAUAACGGAUGGUGCCUUCUACAGUCAGCCUGGCUUCACGGACGGUGCCAGCGGCACCAACCUUGGCGCGCUUUAUGUAUGCCCCAUCAUUCCUAACGUCGGCGUACCGACGGCUCUACCCGCUGACGUAGUCGGCCUGCCCGGCUUUGUCCGUUUGGGCAAUAUCACCUCUAACACCAACUACGUGCCGCGGCUGUGCAGUCCUAGCCUGGCACAGGGCCCGCCGAUGAUGUGCCCCAUGCCGCCGCCGCCGCCGCCGUCGCCACCACCGAUGCCGCCAUCGCCACCAUCGCCGCCACCAUCGCCGCCGUUGCCGCCGUCACCGCCGUCACCGCCACCGAGCCCCGCCAGCCCGUCGCCACCACCGCCAUCUCCGCCCGCACAGUUCUGCAGCAUCCGCUUCAGCAUCAUGUCGUCCACAAUCCGCUACAACAGCCGCGCUGCCGACUGCAGCGCCCUCGCCUCCCAAGCUAACAUUGUGGCGCGCAGCGCCGGAGUGGUUGUACGGCAGCCAGGCAGCUUCGCCUGCAACACCUCCAGUCCGGUUGAGCUCGCCGUCACCGCGGACUUGCUUGACGCCACGGCCGCGCAAACAUACCUGAUCGCCCUUUCCAACAACGGCGCCCUUUACGGCAAUAUCGGGCUCAUGAUCAACCUCCUCUGCGGCGACUACUUCAACAUCUCCGCCAGCUGCAUUGGCACCACGGUUCCCUCCGUCUCCGUAACACUCCCAGGCAGUUCAACCCCGACCACCGUCUCCUAUCCUUUGGUAAUCAAAGCUGGCGACCCGCUGUACCCCGUGGGCUUUGCCUUCUGCCCGCCGGCGCCGCCGUCGCCACCCACGCCACCGUCGCCCCCACCACCCUCGCCUCCGCCGGCGCCGCCGUCUCCCCCAAGCCCAGCCCCACCGCCCCGCCCGCCGCCCGCCCUCCCGCCACCACCCCCCGGCUUCACGCUUCAGCUGUCCAUCAUCAACGGCGACAUCAACGACGCCACGACGAACUGCGAUCGCUACAAGAAGUGGCUCAACGCUAUGUUGACCUCUUACGAGAUUGCUGGAAUCAUCAAUCGCGUGGGCGUCAUCCAAUGCGACCGCCCAGCGGCGGAGACUAUUCUCAAGCAGGAGCUGCUGCGCCCAAGUGAGGUGAACAUCCUGUACACCGCCCUUCUGGUGCCUGGAGUGAUUGGUGCGUUCGCACGGGACAGCGGAGUUCCUUGCGGCUCUGCCGUACGGCUGUACAACCCAACCGGCAGCGUGUUCACUGACUACGCCUGCUCGACCAACUCCAGCGCUCCCACCUACGUCCAAGACCUGUGCUGCUCGCCCCCACCAUCACCUAUGCCACUGCCGCCGUCGCCGCCGCCGCCAAGGCCGCCGGGACCGUUAGCUUCGCCGCCGCCGCCGAACCCGCCGCCCCCGUCGCCACCGCCGCCGAACCCGCCGCCGCCAUCCCCACCCNCGCCGAAACCCCCACCGCCACCGCCGGCUUCGCCGCCGCCGCCGACCCGCCGUCCGCCAUGGCCCCCGAUCCCCGCCAAGAACGCCGCCCUGCCGCCGCCACCGCCGUACACCAACGCAACCUGGAACCCGCCAGCCAACCUGGAGAUCCGUACCUACGAGGGCAUUGCCUGCUCCGACUACUACACGCUGUCUCGCGCCAAGGGCAUCUACUACCGGAUCACCGUGGCGGCACAGACCGCGGCGCAUGACGCCCUGCUCGACUUCAUGAGCACCAGCGGCGACUUCGUGUUCCAGGCCAACCUGGUGUGUGGUGGGCAGAUUCGCGUCGGCAUGGGCGAGGCGGCGCGCAGCAAGAUCGCGGCUAUUCCGCCGACGCCGUUCGACCCCAAGUCGACCAGUGACCCGUACGAGUACCUCGUCGGCGGCAAGCCGACUUUGGGUUUCUGCUUGAACACGCUCUAAGCUAAUAAGUACUCUUUUGAGGCUUUAAAGCGAGAGGCUGUUUGAGAUCUGCAUCUCUCUGGGUCUAUGAAGACUUCUGUGCGGUUUCGACCGCUUAGCUGAAGGCCGCCGCGUUAGCACGCGCGGCCUUUUUUUUAAGGAGAGCGGCUGGUGAGGAAGCAGGAGGAGGCAUGGGUUGGGGUGGAAUGGGAAGGGAAGGCGGGGGUGGGGUGGGGAGGGAAGAAGAAUAGAGGAAUUUUCCCAUGCGGUGAGCAAGUGAUGAUGGCGAUGAUGGUGAUGGUGAUUGCAGCUCAGCAUUAAAAAGAGAGGGCUUCUAGAAAGGUCUGUUCGAUUGGGGAGCAGGCUUGGGGGCUUUAUGAGGGCCGGCGGUGUACUCUGUGGGAGCGGGAAGAAGGGUUUGGGCUACACGUCCGCGCACGGGAGGAGAUGGCGGUUGGACGCGGCCGGACACAUCUUUUUAAGUGGUGCAGUAGCGUUUUACCGUCCUAUGCCCGGACGGCAAAAGAAACCAGUGAUGAGAUUAUGAUGAUGACAAUGAGCUGUUUUGGCUUCUCUCCAUUGCCUGGUGGCGCGCGACAUGGGUAGGAACGAGCAUGCGGCGGACAGCGCCGUGUGUCUAUCUCCAAUAGCGGGCGUCAGGUGUUCGGCGCAGCAGGGUUGUGCGCUUUUAUGUGGGCGCUCGUACCGCUUUUGUCUGGACCCGAUUGAUCUUCUACUCUUAUUUAUUCAACGUUCAAUUCGUUCGCGCCUAGUUGGACGAGCAUUUCUGCUUUAGUGAGGAAUGCACAUUCGCGUGAUCCGCACAAUAGCAUUUUACUGGCGCGGUAGCCAGGUUGAUUGGUUUUUGUAACGCGUGUUUGCGCGAUUUCUACCGCCUUAGCCUUGCAGGUCUGCCGCAUACUGGAUGCCAUACUAAGAUGAGCAACUUUCAGUUUCAACCGUCACAUAGCGCCUGUACGAUCCUGGUUGCAGGAAUCAGUCGAAUAAUUGCUACUAAUAUUAAAGUCAUGAUAAUU
Molecule: messenger RNA, 4662 nt
Organism: Volvox carteri f. nagariensis
Lineage: Eukaryota; Viridiplantae; Chlorophyta; Chlorophyceae; Chlamydomonadales; Volvocaceae
Product: hydroxyproline-rich glycoprotein ECM component
Exons: 5
Coding region: 269-3646 (1125 amino acids)
Source: RefSeq, a predicted model, not a curated record